CAGCAGUCCGUGUCGCUGCUGUCGCCCUCGGGUCCGGCCGGCCUGCUGAACGGAUGUCCUCCGGUCAGCCUCACCUUGGCCUCUCUCAACAUGGAUCCCGGAAACGGACUGGGCUCGCUGAUCCCGGGUCACCACCACCCGCAGCACCACCCGCAGCACCAGCACCAGCAUCAGCAUCAGCAUCACCCACAUCUUGCGUUGGCUCCACUGGCCCUCUCCGCCUGUCCCUUCGGCGAAAUGUCCCUCUCCUCGCUACAGGUGCCGGGUUCGAAUCCGCACGCCGGUCCGCACGGCUUGGCGCAGCUCGGCUUGUCGGCCAGCCAACACGCCUGUCUUUCCGCCUCUUCUGUCUCUGGGCCCCCGGCAGCCGGUACGAUCGUCGCCAUGCCGCCCUUCCUGCCAGCCACUUCUGCUCUGCCGCCGGGUCUCGAGCCCUACGUGUGCGGGUUCGCGCCGAUCCCGGCCAGCUCCGCGCCCGGUCUGACCGAGUGCUACACGGGAGAGUCUGGAUCGUCGACGGCUUUCAUGAUAUCCGAGCUGGCCUUCUCGUCGUCGCCCUACUUUUCGACCAGUACAGCGGUUGCCACCUCAACGAUGCCGACAAGCAGUCCAAUGGUGGGACUUUUCAUGCCCUCCUCAGCGCCUGCUGGCCUCUCCGCCUCGCCGUUGGACCUCAGCCUCGACCGACCGGCCAGCAAGCCGGCUUUCGUCAGGGAGACGAGGCCUCCUGGCCUCGUUUCGGGGCUAAGAGCGAUAGAUGGACUACAACUAGUCGAGCCUGUGUACCAAAGUGAUGCAGACGGAAGCAAAUUUGGCGAGAUUUCCCCAGUCGAAAGCUCGACACAAAGCAUCUUAGCUUCCCAAAGGACCACCUCCACCCCUGCCACUGGAAUUAGCCAGACUUCCCCUUCCAGGUCAACAACUCCUUCCAAAAGGUAG
Protopolystoma xenopodis is the source of this 939-nucleotide messenger RNA. The record is from the annotation of a GenBank genome assembly. NCBI's taxonomy places the organism in Eukaryota, Metazoa, Platyhelminthes, Monogenea, Polystomatidea, Polystomatidae.